Eruca vesicaria subsp. sativa (arugula) is the source of this 276-nucleotide messenger RNA. The record is from the annotation of a GenBank genome assembly. Lineage: Eukaryota; Viridiplantae; Streptophyta; Magnoliopsida; Brassicales; Brassicaceae.
AUGAAGCUGCCUGCAAUAUUCUUGGUUUCGUGUGUAUUAAUUUCCUUUCUCCCAAGCCUAACCGUUGCGGAGAUAAGACCUUGGUGCACAUCAAGAAGACAAGUAUUUGAUGGUCUAUGCCAACAAGAUAUCAUCACACAAUGCUAUAAUGAACUAAAAAGAACGUUUGAUGGCUCACUUGGAGACCGUGGUCCAGUCGAAACCGGCUGCAUCUGCAGGUCUCUACUUCCAGACAAGCAUUCCUGCCUUUGCCUUUUUUUGCCUUGCCCUAAUUAA